This is a messenger RNA of Elaeis guineensis (African oil palm), 1172 nucleotides long. RefSeq names its product nudix hydrolase 8-like. NCBI's taxonomy places the organism in Eukaryota, Viridiplantae, Streptophyta, Magnoliopsida, Arecales, Arecaceae. The record is from RefSeq and is a predicted model, not a curated record. Gene Ontology annotation, molecular function: ADP-ribose diphosphatase activity; NAD binding; NADH pyrophosphatase activity.
UCUCAAAUGCAUUGAUUCUACAAACAUGCAAGCUGCAUGAGAUUAGAAAGAGGAUUCAAUUUCAGGCUAGCGACAAUGAGAAUCAAGAAUUUCAAGGGUGGCACAUCUGAAUCUCAGCAAAAAGGCUGGAGCUUCCACGUUCGAAACAUCAUGCUUGGCAGUUUUGAAUGCAAAACCAUAUUUGUGUCUAUUGCCUAAAACUGGCUACAAAACCGAGAUGAAAGGAUUUAAAGUUGCCAUGUCCAAAACAUCACUGACUACAAGUUUCGAAUUGCUUGAUGCCUAUGAAGAUGAAUAUGAUGGGGCUGUAAUCGAUCCUGAAUGCUUGCCAGGCAGUGCCAAUGCAUUUGCAGCCAUUCUUGAAUCUUCACUUUCUUACUGGAAGUUAAAGGGGAAGAAAGGGAUUUGGCUGAAAAUACUAGAAGAGCAAGCUGAACUUGUUCCAAUGGCACUAAAGGAAGGUUUCAGAUACCACCAUGCAGAGCCAGGAUAUGUCAUGUUAACUUAUUGGAUACCUGAUGAACCUUGCACGCUACCUUCUACUGCAACCCAUCAAGUUGGUGUAGGAGGAUUUGUCAUCAAUAAAAACAGAGAGGUACUUGUUGUCAAAGAAAAGAAAUGCCCUUUGAGGUGCUCAGGUAUAUGGAAAUUGCCAACUGGUCUUAUCAAUAAGUCUGAAGAAAUAUUUUCUGGAGUCAUAAGAGAAGUGAAAGAAGAAACUGGGAUAGAUACAACAUUUCUAGAAGUGGUUGCUUUCAGGCAUGCCCAUCACGUCACCUUUGAUAAAUCUGAUUUGCUCUUCAUAUGCAUGCUCGAGCCAUUAUCAUAUGAUAUCAACAUUGAUGAGUCUGAGAUCCAAGCAGCCAAGUGGAUGCCUCUUGGUGAAUUCUUGGACCAGCCAUUUCAUCUGGAGGACAGAAUGUUGAAGAAAAUUAUAGAUAUCUGUGUUGCAAGAUACGAAAACCAUUAUUGUGGAUUCACUGCUUGUCAAGUGAUGUCUAAGCUUGAUGAUAGAUUAUCCACUCUCUACCAUGGAGAUAUGAAAGACCUGACCAAAGAACCACUUCCCGAUAAAUGAAUCAUGUCUUGUAGUUUGUUCCUGGUGUAGUAAUUUCUGCAACUUCUCUGUAGAGACAUCUAUACUUAUAAUUGUAAAAAAGUUUGCCAAUCUA